This is a messenger RNA of Camellia sinensis, 1682 nucleotides long. It is a transcript of the gene TTG1, whose product is annotated as Transducin/WD40 repeat-like superfamily protein. Lineage: Eukaryota; Viridiplantae; Streptophyta; Magnoliopsida; Ericales; Theaceae. The record is from RefSeq and is a predicted model, not a curated record. Gene Ontology annotation, molecular function: protein binding.
GCUCAUUGGUUGGUAUGCCAUCUUUGAAUUGUCUUUUCUCACUUUCUCAUACUUCCUCACUACCAAGAAAAUUAGUUGGAAAGUUUAGCAUACGACUGCCGAUGCCCAAUCCAUAAUUGGAAUACUCCUCAUUCCUUGCUCAUACCGGGAAACUCUCUCUCGCUCUCUCUCUCUCUCUCUCUCUCUCUCUCUCUGUGUUCAAUUCACAAACCAAAACCCUAAUCUCAUACCCUAAUUUACUCUCAAUCUCUCCACCCCACACCUCGUGGAAUCAACAAUGGAGAAUUCGAGCCAAGAUUCCCACCUCAGAUCCGAAAACUCCGUGACCUACGACUCCCCGUACCCUCUCUACGCCAUGGCCUUCUCUUCCUCCGCCCGAUCGCCGCCCCAUCACCACCGCAUCGCCGUCGGCAGCUUCAUAGAGGAAUACAACAACCGUGUCGACAUCGUCUCUUUCGAUGAAGAAACCCUAACCAUGAAAACCAACCCCAAUCUCUCCUUCGAACACCCUUACCCUCCCACCAAGCUCAUGUUCCACCCCAACCCCUCUGCCUCCCUCCGCAAAUCCUCCGACCUCCUCGCCUCCUCUGGCGACUAUCUCCGCCUCUGGGAAGUCCGCGACAACUCCAUCGAAUCCAUUUCUAUCCUCAACAACAGCAAGACCAGCGAGUUCUGUGCCCCCCUCACUUCAUUUGAUUGGAACGAGGUCGAUACUCGCAGAAUUGGGACUUCUAGCAUCGACACUACUUGUACCAUUUGGGAUGUUGAGAGAGGGGUUGUUGAAACCCAGUUGAUUGCCCACGAUAAAGAGGUUUACGACAUCGCUUGGGGCGAAGCUGGGGUGUUUGCUUCGGUUUCUGCUGAUGGCUCUGUCAGGAUUUUCGAUUUGAGAGAUAAGGAACACUCUACCAUUAUAUACGAGAGUCCUCAACCGGACACUCCUUUGCUUAGAUUGGCUUGGAACAAGCAGGAUUUGAGGUACAUGGCCACAAUUUUGAUGGACUGUAAUAAAGUUGUGAUCUUGGAUAUUCGAUCGCCAACAAUGCCGGUUGCAGAGCUGGAGAGACACCGGGCGAGUGUGAAUGCCAUCGCUUGGGCUCCCCAGAGUCAUCGCCAUAUUUGCUCUGCUGGGGACGAUUCACAAGCGCUUAUUUGGGAGUUGCCGACUGUUGCUGGACCCAAUGGAAUUGACCCAAUGUCUAUGUACUCUGCUGGGGCUGAGAUUAACCAGCUUCAGUGGUCAGCGGCGCUGCCUGAUUGGAUUGCAGUUGCCUUUUCAAACAAAAUGCAGCUUCUGAAAGUUUGAGAUCCCCAGAUGAUGGGUCAUGCAGGCAACGUUUACCGAAGCGCCCAGUUAAAGUUGUAUUGUUAAUUUACUUAGACAAACACGAACUAAUCCUCAAAUGUUGAUGAGAAUUGUGUUGAUAUGUAAUUCAAAUUGUGGGUGCAGGUAUCUUGUAUUUUUCUGUUUCAGUCAUAUUGUAACACAAACUCCGAUCAGUUGGUUAGAAUCCCCCCUCAUGUGUUUGGUGCAGAAGAAAAUCAAAAGAUAAAAAGUCGUCUGUGCAAUUUGUAAUGAAGAAGUUCAAUUGUUAAUCAAUAUUGUUAGCUGUAUGAUCGUGGAUACUAUCUUUGACGAUCCCCACCAGCUACUUUGAUGCAGUGCAGGUAUCUUUGUAUUU